This is a messenger RNA of Menidia menidia (Atlantic silverside), 474 nucleotides long. Lineage: Eukaryota; Metazoa; Chordata; Actinopteri; Atheriniformes; Atherinopsidae. The record is from the annotation of a GenBank genome assembly.
AUGGCUUCCACCACAUCCGGGGAUGUUCUACCUACAGGUGGCAGGAUCUUCACCACCGUGCCAGACAUCUUCUUUCUCCCUGAGUUUGUGUUUGGAGGACUAGUUUGGAUCCUGGUGGCAUCAACUUUGGUGACACCGCCAAACCCCUUGGGCUGGGUGAUGUUCGUGUCCGUCUUUUGUUUCGUGGGGACGACUCUCUGGUUCUUCAUCUUCCUCUGUGGAGGGAAUCAGGCCAGCAUCUGGCCAUCACUGGAUGUAGGAUUUCAUUUUUUGGCUGUGGUUUUCUACCUCAGUGCGUCUGUGGAUCUGGCCUACAUGACCAUUAUUACAGGCCAGGCUCUGCCAUUUUUUAAUCUUCCAGAAAACCUUAAAAUCUACCGACUGGACAUAGCCGCAGUGGUUAUGUCCUACGUGGCCACUCUCCUCUACUUCCUGCACGCCAUUUUCUCUGCCAUUCGAUGGAAGAGGUCCUGA